CUGUUUCCUGUGUUGGGGCCUUAUAUAUUCAAACAACAUAUGUUUUCGAGUUUUGCGCUCCGACACUCAAGCCAAACACUGAGAAGACAGUACGUCUCGUGCGAAAAUGGCGUAUAUCUGGAUGGCGAUUGCCCUGCUGUUGGCCUGUUCACUGACCACAGAAGCUAGGGCUAGGCGAAAAUUUAAGAAGGGGAGAAGAUGUGAGAAGAUUACGGUGUCGUCGUGUGGGAAUUUCGCGUACCAACGCACUAAAUUCCCAAAUCCUUUCACCAAUAUAACCACGCAAGACGAAACGAACAAUCUAACGGCGUUCAUACCGGCACUCACUCGACUGAACUGCACAGCAACCGACCCGAUGCCAUUCUUGUGUUCGGUUUACGUGCCCGUUUGUACCCCAGAUCUUCGGACGGUCAUUCCUCCUUGUCGAGAGUUUUGCGAAAAAGCGGUGGGCUCCUGUCCAGCUCUAAUGGUUGCCGCGUAUGGGAUACAAUGGCCUUCCCCGCUAGACUGUUCGAAUUACCCGAGCAAAAUGGGCGGUCAAGUAUGCCUUAGCAAAUUGAGAUACCGCACAAAUAAGAACAAAAACGCCAAAGAGAAGGGUAAGAAAUUUUGAAAUUGCAUUCUUGUAUUGAUAUCCUAGACAGAUCAGAAUUGAAAUCCACGUAUCUAUCUGAUAAAGGUCAAUAACUUAUAAGCGCUGAAUAGAAUUGCCUGUUCUUUAUUAAUUAAAACACCUAUUUCACUUUCGUCCUGGGAUGGUUCAUUUCAUGAUUUAUCAAAGAACGACGCGCUGUUCGAUGCAGCGCUAAGUUAUUGGUCUCGCGUAUUACACUACUUGAAGUGUGCCAAGUGCUUUUUCUCAAAUGAUUAAUUAAGUAGACAAGCCCCAAUAAGGCUGGAGUCAAACGUUCGCACUUUUCAUGCACCGAAUCUAAUACAUUUCGAUGCGACACUUGAGAGCGACAUUGGAGCGUCGUCAAAUCAAACGUCGAGCUCAAUAUGUCGCUCCAAAUGUAAAUCCCUCAUCUGAACAUUCACGAAGAGCGAUGUUUGAAUUGAUGUCGUUCCAGAGUCGUUUAAUGCCACAAGACCUGUCGUGUCAACGUCGCCCCAAAUGCCUCUGUCAAUCAAUUUCUGUGACCACAGCAGGAAUUUUGCAUAGGUAUAAAUUCGAAGUAUUGGAUGACUUGUAAGAAAUGUUUAAGGGAACUGCAUGGGCUUAAUGUUAUAUGCUGAGUCAGUUCCCUCAAAAACAUUUCUUAGAAAUCCUUCAAAAGUUAGAAUUUACCUGUGCAAAAUUCCCACUGUUGAAAAAUGAUCACAGAAACUUUGAUAGUGUAAACCGGGCUGUAUGCGGAGCAACUAUAGUUCACGAAAUGUACUAUCAAACAAAAACGAUUUUAGCACAAUUUAUGUUGACUUAUAUAAUAUAGUUUCAAUUUGGCUAUUCGUUCGACAAUGCAUCCCAAUAUUUAGACGCCAUUCGUCUGACAAAAGUAUUUCCUCGUUCUUCAAUUAAACAAGCUCAAAUGAUUCCAAAAUGAUUCCAAAAUAAUUUGCGUCGAUUUCAAGCAAUUUCUCGGUAGUCGAGUGGUGAAGGUACUCGCCUUGUACGCGCUAUUGCGGGGUUCAAAUCCAGGAAAAUGAGAUUCGGUGUUGGAUGAAUAUCCACAGGGCUCAAAUUUUUUCGCCUGCGCUACAGUAGGCUCGUGUCACAUUUCAGAAUAAAUUACGGCUUCUUCCUAUAGCUUCUAAAUGACUUCACUGAUCUACUAAAGGCACGCAGAGAGACACGGGUGACUCGUUUAGACUGCGGUCUGAUAAUUUGUCUAUGUAUAAAUGCGGCAAGCAGGUGAAGCAGCCUUAUCACACGUAUUUUAUAUAUUUAUGAUUUACAUUUGGAGCGACAUAUUGAGUUCGACCUACAUAUGUUUGCUUGUAACUCUGAAUUCGUUUUAACGGAAAAUAAUUGCCACGGUGGAACAAGGAAGUGUUCAUUUGGUGCACUGUAGUGCCAAUUCCAAAUGCGAGGGGAAGCAAGUAAUGUUUUUUGGUCUUUGCAUGGGGUAUUAUUAAAUGCAAAUUUCAUGGCCCUGUGGGCACGCAUAUAUCCAAUGUUGGCUGGUGUUCAAAGUAUACAAUUUGUUUAUUGCGAAAUGAGAAUAACUCCCCAUAAAAGGCUAAGAGGAUACUUGGGAGCCAACCAAACUUUUCAAAACAAACACGCUAUUAAGCCAAUGGAUAUGAUUUUGUAAAGAGUGACUAUUGAUUAAAGUAGCGAGUUUCUUGAAGAAUAUUUAUUUUGAAGACUUUAACUCGAGGCCACUCAUAAGUCAUGUACUCGAUCGGAAACUCAAUUCUCAGGCCAACAGUAUACCGCUAAAAUAAAUGUUUUUUCUUAUCAAAUGUAAAAUUAGAAUACACAUAAAACUUUUUCUUGUAAACAGGCAAAUUGUUUGUUUGUUUGUUUGGUUCUCAUAGGCUAAUAAAUCGAUAACAUUUUAUUGAAUUUGCACUAAAAUUGGAUGAAAAUUUUAUCAAAAUUUUGUCUUGCAUGCCAACUAAAAUAAUUCAAUCCAUACAAUUGUCUGUGAACAGUCAUCACUCUAUUAGCAAGAUAUCCCAUAACCCAAGGCAAGAUAUAUUGAACAGAAUUUUGUCAGAGUUUAAAGGUUCAUUUCUACUCGAGAAAAAUUUCCACGGGCAGAAAAUUUUCCGCAAAUAUCAUUGUUAAUUAAAAGUUGAAAAUUGUCAACUUCAAAAUUUUUUCCGACGGAAAAUUUGUGUCGACCAAUGACAUUUUACAAAAUUUUCUUGCUGCGGAAAAUUUUCCUGAAUGUGCCUUAAGAAUUGCUCGUAGACCAGACUGCAUAAUGCCAAAUGAGUUAAACUUUGCAGUUUUGCCACCACUGUUAUAUUAUUUAUUGACAAUCUCCGAGUCCACAUGUGCAAUGUGAACACCUUAGCAGGCGCCGAAGAUUUACGUAAAACAUCAAUAUAUUCGACAGUGUGCUUAAACAAAUACUGUAGGCAGAAGAAUGAGAAUUAUGAGAUAUUGGAUUUCGCUUAACAAAGCUAAGAAUUCCAUUCAGAUUCUUACGGACUUACGAAAUCAGUCAGUUCAAAUCCCUUCACGAAUUUGAGAUUUUAUUAAUUUUUUCGAACUUCAUUCAAAUCCUCUUUUUUUAUUUUAGUCAAGUAUUUUACACGCAAGACAGAAAAUGUCUUCCAUUUCGCCAUUUAUUACCCCCACACGGGCUAAUAAGCCCAUCGCAACUGUGAGCUAACAUAAUUUUGAAAAUAUUGUAAACUAAAGGUCUAAAACAAAAAAUAUAUCAUACCUGCAUGUGUUGGGCUUGUCUUUUGCACGAUGUGACUAGAAUGGAAAGAUCAAAUCGCUAAAAAAAGAGACAGAAAAUAAAAAUCAAGCUCUGAACAUGGGUUUGAAACACUAGAGACGAACCGGUGUAUCGACAAAACUGAGUUCUACUUUGCAGCUCAAUUAUUUGACGAAUAAUUUUGAAUAAUUUAUUUUAUAUACACGCAAAUGUUUCUGACAAAUGUUUGCUGGUUUGACCACCUUCAGGAAACAUGGCUAGGAAACGAUGUUUUCUGGUAUGCCCACCUUUGAGAAACAUGGCCAAGAAAGAAUGUUUCCUGGUUUGCCCACCUUUGGAAAACUUGGCUAGGGAACAAUGUUUCCUUGCUUGACCACCUUCAAGAGACAUGGCUAGGAAACAAUGGAACCUGGUUUCUCCACCUUUGAGAAGCAUGGAUAAGGAAACAAUGUUUCCUAGUUUGCCCACCUUUAAGAAACAACCUUUGGAAAACAUGGCCAUGGGGGGUUCCUUAGCCUGCGUGCAGCCUGACUUUAAAUGAGGAGAAGUUAGACGGCGCCAUAUAAACAGCGGAACUGGUCUUUUCAAGAUCGGGACUACAAUUCAUCCGGUUUCGUGUGAACAUGUAGACCGUACGAAUUUGAGUACGGUUCCGAAUUUAUUCCCCCGUAUGAACGCAGACUAAGCCAUUCCUAUUUGCCACAGGCAAGAAGAAGAAGCCGAAAGCAGACGAGACGAAAUGUUGUAAAUUGGGUGAAAUUACCGUGGGUAAAAAUGCGACAUGCAACCUCUCCGAUACUAUCGCAACCACGACACAACCAAAACGAUACCUGAAAGUCUUGAAAUUGUGCAAAGACUUCGAAAGCAAAUUCAAUGAAUGCUGCAGGAAAAAAGCUGUGAAGAUUCAGGAACGCGAAGCCAAAAAAAAGCAGAAGAGAAAAAACAAAAAGGCGAAGAAACAACAACGGAAACUGGCUAAGAAAGGGAAGAAAGCGGGAAAACUACAGCAGAAGAAAGCAGGGAAGCAACAGAAACGGAAGCAAAAGAAAAAUGAACGAAAACAGAAAAAGGCAAAUCGUAAACAAAAGAAACAGAACAGGAAACAAAACAGGAAAGGCAAGAAAAAUGGGAGAGGUGAAUAGAAAGAUGUGGAAACACGACUUUUGACCGACAGAUAAUAUAUGGAAGAGGUUAUUUCGCUGGCCUCAGAGUGACAAAACGUAACAAAGCAACGGUUUUAGUUUUACUAACACUAACCCUAUUUCAAAAACCAACUCUAACUCUAACCUAACCCUACUCCAAGUUUGUUUCUAAACCAAUCUUGAAGGAAAAAGUUUUAACGAAAUGUCAUUCGGAGGUCAGCGAACUAACUUCUUCCAUAAUAUAUGCCUGCAUCACUGAUCUAAAAAAAUAGAACUGGAUAGUGCAUCCGAGCCGAUGGCGGCCAUCUUGAAAUGGCGGCCCACGAAGUAGACAAAUUUGGCUAACGUUUUUGCUUAUACACAGUUCACAACUUGAGAUAACUCACAUGCCUAGAUAACUAUUGUUCCAGUUACAGAAGCAUGGAAUACAACAAAGGUAACCAAGCAUCAGAGUUAUCUACAUGAGUGAAUAACUCCUAUACACAACUCUAAUGCUUAGGGCCUGUUCAUAUGGGCAAAAGUUAUACCCCGGUUAGCGGGAAACCUGUUCGACAAGUUUACAAGCGAGAUCUCGCCUUGGUAUGAAAAUGAUAUGAAAAGUUACACUGCUUUCAUACGAGACAACAAGUUUUCCCGAGUACCGAGAUCUCGCUUGUUGACACUGGCUAGAUCUCGGGGACCGGGAUAAUGUUUUUCCCAUAUGAACACAACAUUCCCGCUUAGCGGGAUAACUUUCUGUCGUGUCAGCAACUUUUCAAUUCAAUCCAUGUUCAGUGCUACGUCACAGUCGGAAACUUUACCCGGUAAGCGGGAAAACGUUUCUCCAUGUGAACAGAACAAAAGUAUUUGGCUAGUCGAAAAGUUUUCUCGUUAACCGGGAUAACUUUUACCCAUAUGAACACGCCCUUGGUUACCUUUGUUUUAUUCUAUACUUCUGUAAACUACAACAAUAGUAACUAGACAUGUGAGUUUUGUCUAUUAUUGUGGUAUUGCUGAUAUGUUAACGCCCAUUUCCACUCGAGAAAAAUUUCCGCGGACAGAAAACUUUCCAAAAAUAUCAUUGUUAAAAGUUGAAAAUUUUCAACUUCAAAAUUUUUUCCCGAUAGAAAAUUUGUGUCGGCCAAAUCACAUUUUACAAAUUUUUCUUUCCGUGGAAAAUUUUCUUGACUGGAAAUGGACGUUAACAAGUUAACAGUUUCGGGUCUUCGUUUGAAAAGGUCAUCAUUGGCUCUCUUUCUUGAAAUUGCGUUUUCUCUUUGCUAAAAACUCUUUUUCUUGUAAAUUUCCUUAAAAGUUCAGGAACUCAAUUUUAGGACUGCUAUUAGGAUGACCCCUGGUAUCGUUAAAGUUUGUGUGAGUUUUAAAAACAAAAGCAUUUUGUGCGUCGGUUUGUCCCUUAGCAAAGGCAUACUUCUAGUGUCUAGUAAUAUUUAACUGACUUUAGUGUACUAUGGGAUGCGCCAUCCAGUAGUCUUUUGCGAGCAGUGUAUGUAAGUCUGUCGGUCAAAUGUCGAUUCGGAUGACGGGAAAAAGGAACAUGGACGUUUCUUCAUUUUUUACUAUAAAACUUUACAAAUUAUAUUUUUAAGUAUAUUUGAACGUUUUGGUUUUAGUCGUAUUACAUUUGUUAUUGACAUUAUAAUGGGGAAGUAACUUGGUUGCAUGUCAGUGUCGUUCAAAUAUGUGGGGACUAAGGUACAUAAGUGUACUGUAUGUUUUUUUGCAAGAAAUAUAGUUGUAUUGAUAGUGUGUGUAGCAAAAUUAACAUUACAUGUUUAUGAAAUUAUUGUCAGGAACUCAGUGUUUGGUAUCGGAACUACGCGCAUAAAAAAAUCUCACAGCUUGUCAAGAAGAUGUGUUCUCAGCA
Messenger RNA from Paramuricea clavata, 6347 nucleotides. The record is from the annotation of a GenBank genome assembly. NCBI's taxonomy places the organism in Eukaryota, Metazoa, Cnidaria, Anthozoa, Malacalcyonacea, Plexauridae.